This is a messenger RNA of Doryrhamphus excisus (bluestripe pipefish), 1226 nucleotides long. RefSeq lists its product as uncharacterized. NCBI's taxonomy places the organism in Eukaryota, Metazoa, Chordata, Actinopteri, Syngnathiformes, Syngnathidae. The record is from RefSeq and is a predicted model, not a curated record.
UCGAUGGCGGGAGUGGGAGGAAAACACCUGUGGCGGAAGUAGCAAACCUUAAUCAAUUGUUAAUUAAGUCGUUUUUUACGGCGGGAUCGACAACAUUAGCACUAUCUAUACUAGCAUUGUUUCAGUAAGUCCACACAUAUAUGGCUUCCAGGAGAAGACAACAUUUAAUUCCAGAUCAUAAUGAUGGUGGCCAAUCCAGCAACAUGGAGCAGCUUGCCUUCAAAUACAUGAUGUGUAAAGUGGAGUCCAGCACUGAUUCAGACUCUGAGAUAAGUCCAAGGUGGUCUGACACCAGCACUAUGGAAUGUGUGAGCAGUGCACCAGAGAGUGGCACAUUAAGGCGGACAUUGCCUGAACCUCCUGUAAGACAUGGCUGUUACUCCUUGUUUUUGGAUCCGUAUGAUGGCAGCUCUGAGGAUUCUGAUGACAAGGACGCCCCCAGCAGGCGAACGAGACAGCAUAGAAAAGGAGGAGGAGGUCGCUUCUCACAUAAAAGCAGGCGCUUUAUCCUUCAUUAUUCUCCAGAUACUGGCUUUAGACAAGUGCUGAAAACACAAACAGAGCAGCAGCAUCUUGUGGACGUCCAGAUGAAGUGCACGGAGGACUCGGAGGUUUGGCUUUGCGAGCUGCUCUCCAUGUCCUCCCACACGGACUUGUAUGGCGGAGAACCUGUGGAGGAGAUGUCAAACGGAGCAGACAUCAAUGCACAACUCAAUAACCCUGCCCCGACUUCCAGCCAGAUGCCCGAGAGCUCCACUGACAGAUCCCCCGGCAGCACAUGUAACCUCAGGGUUCUGUUCAAGAGGAAACUGGCUGUCCCCACAGCUGAUGGGAUGGAGCUGGGCCACAGAAAGAGGCAAUGUGUCGUCAACAUGGAGGAGGAGGAGGAAAAAGGAACAGCAGGAGGAGGUGCUGCUUGGGAAUGAUGAUAGCUCCUCUUGAUGCUCGGCAUCAAAAUAUUACUAAAGAAAGCUAAUGCACUUUGUCAUGAAGCACAGAGAAUGUCAUUGCAAAUGUCCAGCUCUGUACUAACAGGAGAUACUGUUCUUUUUUUCUUGUAGGCCAAACUAUAAAUAGGGAUUGAGUUAUUCAUUUAUUGAAGCGUUGUUUUUGUUCCGUAUUUGUGAGGAUUUCCAUGCUGUAAAAUGUUUACUGGAUGUAUUUCACUUUAAGGGAACUUUUUUAAGUUUUCUCACAAAAAGUCAAACAGCAAAUUAGUACAAAAU